Messenger RNA from Scatophagus argus, 5099 nucleotides. RefSeq names its product TGF-beta activated kinase 1 (MAP3K7) binding protein 2 (gene tab2). NCBI's taxonomy places the organism in Eukaryota, Metazoa, Chordata, Actinopteri, Scatophagidae. Gene Ontology annotation, molecular function: ubiquitin binding; K63-linked polyubiquitin modification-dependent protein binding. The record is from RefSeq and is a predicted model, not a curated record. The coding region runs from base 727 to 3087 and encodes 786 amino acids. The transcript is spliced from 9 exons. Gene Ontology annotation, biological process: positive regulation of protein kinase activity.
UUUUACUGAACCCGUUUUUUUCCACUUCGUUUGUAUUUUCUGAAGCGGCAAGCUAUGCAGCUCAUUUUGCAAUAAGUGCAAUCACAACUUUCUCCUCCCUUCCUCUGCGCAACUUUGGGAAAUUGAAAAAAAAGAAAAACAACUCUUCCUCUCGCGAUAGAAGCUUGCUUAUGCAGCCGCCAUAUUCUGUGACAGUAUUUUGAUUCGUAUCUGCUGGAAGUGAGGAAAAAGAGAAAAGUGAAGGGCUGUCGAGGGGAGGGGGGGCUGAAGAAGAGGAUCUGUCAAAAAGGUAUCCCGAGUCUCUGUCAAACGGAGGGCUGAGGCUCGGUAUCCCUCCCGUAACGCUAUUUCGAGGACACACAAGGCCCCGGGCCUCGGUGCAUUUGGCUCUUGGUCUCCCUGGUAGUAGCUGGACCCCUCUCGGCUUCUCCUCUCCGAGCUCCGCGGCCCUCUGGAGGUCUGGCGGCGGUCUCGGGUGUUGAAGGCGGCCCGGGGAGCGGCGGCAGUGGCAGCGGAGACGGAAAGGAACCGAGAAUACCACGAGCGGUGGAGUGAACUGAUGGAAUGAGCUGGCCAAAGACAGAAGUGCUGCUAAUGUCCUGCUGUCUUUGUGCUUCAAAGAGCAUGAUGACAUACAAAGAUGUUCAAGAUGAAGGUGGUUUGCUGCCACGACUGAUGCACCAGUGUGCUGAACAGAACAAACAGUCCUGACCUGGCAGCAUACGAAUGGCCCAGGGAAGCCACCAGAUUGACAUUCAGGUUUUGCAUGACCUGCGCCAGAAGUUCCCAGAAGUACCAGAGGGUGUUGUCUCCCAGUGUGUUCUGCAGAACAACAACAAUUUAGACGCCUGCUGUGAAUACUUGUCCCAGGUCAGUCCGGGCUACCUGUACAGUGAAGAAGGAAACCUCAGCUUUUCUGACAACCCUACCUUCACCAGGCUUCCAAAUCACAUGACCCAGCUGAACCUGGGCCUGCAGUCUCAGAAUGUGCAUGUGGCCCCAGUUCGGGACGGCCUGAGAAUGAAUGGCAGUCGGACUCUGGCCCACAGCCUGAGUGACGGGCCCCUCCAGACAGGCCAGGCUCCCAACAGUGACUUCUUUCAGCAGGAGCCCCAGUCAGCCCCGGUGCAGGUACCCUCCAGCAUCAAUGUAUUUGGUGGGAUGGAGCCCACACGCAAACCGCAGCCUCCACAGCACCUUGGACUUUACCCUUUAGGUGUCAAAGGAACGAGUAUGGGUGCCCAGCAGGCACCACGCUUCAACCCCAUCACCGUGACGCUAGCCCCUAAUAUCCAGACAGGCCGCAACACCCCCACUUCUUUGCACAUACAUGGCGGGCCACAGUCGGGCCUCAGCAGUCCACAGGGUAACUCCAUCUACAUCAGGCCCUACGUUAGCCAGUCUGGUACGACCCGGCAGAACCAGCAGCAGGGAGGCAGGGCCCAGUACAGCCCCACUUCCCAGCCCCAGCAGCAGAUCUACCAGAUCUCGCACCCUUCCUCCGGCUCCUGGUCCAGCCCUCAGCACACCUCCUCACAUACCUCACAGCACCAGACCCAGGGCCACCAGACCUCUCAUGUCUACAUGCCAAUCAGCUCCCCCACAAAUCCCCAGGCGCCCUCCUUUCUUCCCACUGGAAGCCAGGCCUCUUCCUCUGGUGUCUCCUCGUGCUCUUCUUCUUCUUCCUCCUCCUCUGUCAUGCCCACCUCCCUGUCUACCAUCAGUCAGUACAACAUCCAGAACAUCUCCACUGGCCCACGGAAGAAUCAGAUAGAGAUCAAACUUGAAUCUCCUCAGAGGAGCAACUCUACAACCACAACAGCGGUGCUGCGGACAAGCAGUGGACCCCGGUCUUCUUCCACCUCCUCCUCCUGCCCUUCCUCUUCCUCCUCUUCUGCUGGUGGGGUGACUGUGCCCACCACUCCUCUCUCCAUUGGAGGCCCAUGUCUAAGCCGCAGCCAGCCCACUGUUUACAUCGCUGCCAGCCCACCUACUGCUGCUACCACUCCUUCUGAGGAGGCCGUCGUGGCCUCAGCCGGCUCCCGCUCCCAACCAAAGUUUUACAUUUCUGCCAACGCCUCCACUGAUGACAGUGGAGGUAGGAACCCUCCCACGGUCUACAUCUCAGCCAACCCUCCCUUGCAGGGGCCCUCGGGAGCCAGGAACAUGGGGGGCCAAGUAAGCAUGGGCCCCGCCUACAUUCAUCACCAUCCGCCUAAGUCCCGUGCCUCUGUGGGAGGGGGAGGCACUGCUUCUUCCCCACGUGUGGUGGUGACUCAGCCCAACACCAAAUACACUUUUAAAAUCACAGUGUCCCCCAAUAAGCCCCCAGCUGUGUCCCCCGGAGUCGUAUCCCCUACUUUUGAGCCCAACAACCUCCUCAGCCUACCGUCAGACCACCACUUUGUGGAGCCAGACCCCCUCCAUCUCUCAGACCCGCUGUCGCCACACAGGGAGAGGCCGAGUGAGCCUCGCAGACUCAGCAUGGGCUCUGAUGAUGCAGCAUACACACAAGCGUUGUUGGUCCAUCAGAAGGCCCGCAUGGAGAGGCUGUGGCACGAGCUGGAGCUGAAGAAGAAGAAGCUGGAGAAGCUAAAAGAAGAGGUCAACGAGAUGGAGAAUGACCUGACCAGGAGACGGCUGGAGAGAUCAAACUCGGCCUCGCAGAUUCCUUCUAUUGAGGAAAUGACACAGUUGCGGUCCAAAAACAGGUUACUGCAGAUCGACAUUGACUGCCUCACCAAAGAGAUUGAUCUCCUUCAAACAAAAGGACCACACUUUAAUCCCAGUGUAAUCCAUAACUUUUAUGACAACAUUGGAUUUCUUGGUCCUGUUCCACCCAAACCCAAAGGUACUUUAUCUUUUGACAGGAGAGGAUGUAGAUAUAAUGUGACCUCUGAGCUCAUGAUGGAGCCCUCUUCUGGUCCUUCCCUUCCUCUCCCGCUUGACUCGGGCAGUAAGAUUGCGAAGCCCACCGUAGACCAGGAGGAGGACGAGGGGACGCAGUGGAGCUGCACCGCCUGCACCUUCCUCAACCACCCCGCCCUCAACCGCUGUGAACAGUGCGAGUUCCCGCGGCACUUCUGAGCCAACAAGGCUGCAACGCGCCGCCUGCACACCUGUCUUCAACAGGACGAGAAUAGAAAAGGGCCUUCGUUUCGUUUACCCCUCGUUGUAUGAAAACUCAAGAUGGGUUGUAGUGCAUCAUGUGGCCUGUUUUCCUUGAUUUUUUUGUUUUUUCCUCUCCUCUCUAAGGUUUGUAGAAUGCUGUCCACUGAAGGCUUGACUGGAUAGUGUUUACAGCAUGUGUUUUUACAUAAAGGCUGGCAGAGACGGAUGAUACCUCACCUUAGAGACUUGGAUAGCGUGGGUCUACGGGUGACACUUUACCCCUGGGGAUACCUCGCUGCUCCCACUUACAGUAUUACAGUGUGGCCCUGCAGUGUGAUGGCACACAUACACGUACAUACACACAUACAUACACACACACACACACACACACACACAAUACAGGUGCCAAUGUGCCUUUUGCUGAUUGAAUCAUUUUGUUUUUCUUCCUCUGCGGUGGCAUGACCUGGGGAAUUAGGAACUGUGUUCAGCCACUGCUCUCCAUCUGAAGGGAAAACUAACAGACUAAUGUUGGACUUUAAAGUUUGUUUGCUGUUUCUAGAGGAUGUCAAAGGGGGAACUGGUAGUGUCACUGCCACACAAACAUGUCUCUUGUCCCGCCACCUCCCGCCUGUUCAAUAUUCCUUGUCUGGCUCUAGAGUCACGAGUUAAUGAAAAAACAGAAACUGAGUUGCAUGCUUUGUGUACAGUACACGGAGGCAGAAACUGUCCUUUUGAGCUUUUUACUGUACAUAAUUUUAGAAUGUGCCUUAAAAGCCUUCUUCCUCACACUAUGAAUCACUUGUAUUUCCUGUAAGUAUAGCUUUAUAGACUUUAUUACCUUUUUUGUCUUGUUUUGUUUCCCUCUUUCAAACAAAUAAGCACCAUCCUUCCCUUUUUUAAGCUUUUUACUUGAUUUCUGUGAGAGUUGAAGCCUUGCAGAAGGACAGGAGCAGAGCAGUAAAAACCCUUACAGUCAUGAAGCUACAUUUGCCCAGUCCGUUCAUCGCUUGUGUAAUUGCUGAGUUUCCUGUGUACGAUCUGCAGAUGCAGCAGAGUGGAAGGCGAUGGAGGAGCCUUUUGUUUUUUUUUGUUUUUUUUUGUUUGUUUUUUUUGUUUUUUUUGUUUUUCCCCUCCCCUCUCCAGGAACGCCAAAUAUGUUGGGACUGUUGGGGAAUGGAAGGGGGAAAGGGGUCAAAAAUCAAAAUUACAAACUGCCAUCUUAUCUGACAACUGGAAUGUAGGUUUAAUGUUUGGGGACAACUACACCUCAGUGCAAAGAGACACUCGUUUUUCAGUACAAUCAGGAGGUUACUGCAGAUCCUGGAACAGCUGAUUGGCUUUUCCAUGUUGCUCUGCACCUGAAUUGGGUUUUUGUGAGGUAUCAAAGUGAAUAUGUUUGUUUCUGUGAUGUAGAAAUAUUCAUAUGGGUCCCAUAACAUCUUGGAAGCAGACAAGGCAAAAUGUAAGCACAACAUGACUGUCCACUUUGUAUACUCUUAUUUUGUAUUUGGCUCAUUUCAUCCUCCUAAGCUUCUAUUUAUGAGGGUGUUUCUAAAGUUUACUUAUUGUCAUUAACUUACCUUAACUGUGGAGUAGUUAACUUUGUUUUUUUCCACAUUUGUGAAAUGUUGCCUUGCAUCAGUGCCUUUAGAACUAUUGAAUUUGUAUUGAUAAUCUAUCCUGUCACAUCUGAGUGCCAUUUUUUUUAAACCAAAUUCCUAGAAUUGUUUAAACCCAUUUAAAAGUAGAAGAUGAAUUAUUGUCUCUGAAGCACUUGCACCAUACUUUUUUUUUCCUUUCUCCAACCCAACAAAACCAAUUUUCAGCUUUACCUGCACCUUGGUGUGAAGAGGCAGUUUAUUCAUGUUUUAUUAAAUGGAAAAAAAAUAAUUUGGAUAUCUAAAGUGUUUUUUUGGAUUUUAGCUGGGAAAACUGUCUUUGUAACAGAUAAGUUAUUUGUAAAAAUAAUAAAAAAAAAUCUAUUCUGA